This is a messenger RNA of Vitrella brassicaformis, 979 nucleotides long. The record is from the annotation of a GenBank genome assembly. Lineage: Eukaryota; Vitrellaceae.
CUGAUACCAUUGCAUUGAUGCAUCAACAAAUAUGCCUGACAGUCUUCCAUCCAUCCAUCCAUCCGAUCCAUCUUGCACACAUCUAGCUAGCUACACAGCUCCACGGUCACAAAUUGUCAUCGAUAAGCCCCGCCUCACUCUCCGCCGCACAGUCCCUGUUGACACGGGGCUCAUACACAAAACCCCACACAGCCGUCCCCACCAGCGCAACCAACACAGCAAAGAAGUACCCACCGAAGAACACUCGCCCAAAGACACUUUCACCCCAGGUGCCCGGCACGACAGCGGCAAUCAGCGCGCUGACCCCAGAGAGGGGCCACACCACCAGCAGCACAGACGACAGGCCCACACAGGGGGUCUUGUCCCGAUGUGUGACGUCCAGGACGUAGACAGCAAUGCCGUAGAAGAUGCUCUGAAUCACCACGAAUGAGUUGCUAAACAUCUCGAGCAUGAUCAUGGUGCCCCGCCGCAGGAAGGCCGCCGUCAGCUGCUCUGGCGCAUGGAGGAAAGGCACGGCCAGCGUGUAUUCGGUGAGGUUGGUGGCCGUCCACACCAGGUCACACAGGGCGGCAAUCAGCAGCAGGUGGGCGCCAAAUCGGUAACGGGGCGAAAGGCACGAGGGACAUGACGACACCUUGCCCUGCAAACCACACACAACACCUACCCACCAGCUGCCUCUCUGUGCAAGUAAGUCUUGGGCGCCUGCCUUUGACACACCCACCUGGAAGCAGAGUAUGCACACUGCACCCAUGCACCAGAAGAGAUUCCCCCACAGCGAUGGCCACGUAAUCGACCUCAGCGCAUCAACCGCCGCCCUCUCAUCUCUUCCCUGCUGAUGCUGCUGCAUGUAGGGCCCCGGAAUAGCUGACCCGCUAUAGGCCAUGAAGGACACAUUGGCCAGCGCGUAGCCCACAAGCUCCAGCACCACCCCCAGCCGCAGCGUGCGGUAGAAAAACCCAUCAAUCACCAAGAGGAUCAU